Molecule: messenger RNA, 4447 nt
Organism: Haliotis rufescens (red abalone)
Lineage: Eukaryota; Metazoa; Mollusca; Gastropoda; Lepetellida; Haliotidae
Exons: 7
Coding region: 409-3117 (902 amino acids)
Source: RefSeq, a predicted model, not a curated record
AUAUACCAUUGCAAUACAUAUGUUGACUUUAUUACAAGAUAUUACAUUCUAAAGUUUACAAAUAACUCGUAAUCAUUCAAUUGAAAUCAUUUUCCGAUUAUGUCCGGAAACACACGAGUGUAACAACGAUGUUACGGAACACACCGAACACCUUACAAUAAAGCAUUUAUUUUUUUAAAUACUUAAACAGUACGGUGUUUAAACAUUAUAAAAUGUAUAAGGUUAAUACACAUGCGUUUUAGUGUAUUGUUCUUAUAGAAUAUAUCGGUUUUUUAGUAUCCGAGUACUUCCGGAAAAAACGUAAACACUCAUUGCACAUCCGGCUGUAUUGAGAACAACACGUAUUUCGAAGCUUGUUUUGCUUAUUGGUACAGAUCGUUGUGUUUUUGAGGCAUCAAUUCUGCAGUAAUGUCUGUUGAUAAAGUUUUAUGUACACAUUGUGAUACAUUUGUCUCCCGUCGUACGAAAUAUUCCCACAGCAGGCUAGAUUGGCAAAGCAAGUUACCAGACUAUGAGGCGCGGAAGCGACGGAUUCUUGCAUCAGAUGUGGAGAAAGAUGAUAUUUCCAAGAAAAGGAAGGCUAAUGACAGCGUCGAACAGGAAAAAGAGACACACAAGCAACCAUCCGGGACAGCGUGUUCAAGACUAGAUAUCCGGAAGGAUACAGUAAAUGAUGAACUUCCACCAGACAGCCCCUGGAUUCCCUUGACAGAAAAACCUUGCAACGCUGAUGCCUUUGCAGACACAAUCAACAUCGAUAGCAAGGAGGGAUUCAGCGACAAGGAAGGGAAAACAAGUGAAGCAACAAUGGGCCAAAGUGACAGAGACUUAUCAUUUACUGAGGCCAUACCGUUGCCAGUUGAUGAAAGUUUUGUCCACACUGGAGACAAUGAAAGCUUUGAAUGCGGAUUUCAAAAUGAAGACCAUACAAGGGACCACCCAACAGAGCAGAGCAUUCCACAGAAGGCACAAGACAUUGUUAAAUGGAUUGUGACAUCAGUUUUUUCAAUUCAGUUGACACACAAUAUUAGCAAUGCUGGCAUUGUUAAGGUUCUGAUCCUGAUUGGGCAAAUUUUGGCUCUGAUGGCAACGAUUCCUAAAUUAUUGUCGUCAGUUGCAAAGAUAUUCCCAACUAGUCUGUACAUGGCCAAAAAGCUUCUCAACAUACAAUGUGAUAAUUUCACAAAGUAUAUCGUCUGCCCUAACUGUUGUGCACUUUAUGCAUAUACCAGUGUCAUUCAUGUUGUUGAUGGCACUGAGGUUGCUAUGAAGUGCACAAACAUGGUGUAUAGUUGUCGUGCAGCUGGCAAAUCGGGUAGAAAACAAGGCAAAGUUCAUUGCAAUGCUACCCUUGUUAAGGAAGUAUGUCUUAAGGGUGGGAAAAUACAUUUUUCCCCUUUAAAGGUCUUCUGCUACAGUGGCAUCAUUGAAACUUUGCAGCGUUUUCUCUUGCGGCCCAAGUUUUUGGACAAGUGUAACAUGUGGCGUCACAGGAAUGUUCCUUCCAAUUUAUUUGGUGAUGUGUAUGAUGGGGAAAUUUGGAAGAGCUUUUAUGAGCAUGGUGGCACUGACUUUCUCUCUCAACCACAUCACUUUGGGGGAAUGUUAAAUGUUGAUUGGUUUCAACCUUUUGAUCGUCGGAGCGACAUAUCAGUAGGUGCACUGUACAUGGUCCUCAUGAACCUCCCACGUGAUGAAAGGUUUAAACGAGAGAACUGCUUGCUUGUUGGUAUUAUCCCAGCUCUCUCGAAGGAACCAGAGAGUUUAAACUCCUUCCUUACACCAUUAGUCACAGAGUUAAAAGCACUGUGGAAUGGCGUGUUGAUGGAAGUUCAAGGCUCGUCAGCAUCUGUGUCAGUGAAAAUGGCUUUGAUGUGUGCAUCAGCUGAUAUUCCAGCUGCCAGGAAACUUUGUGGUUUCAUGGGUCAUGGUGCCACUCAAGGCUGUUCUCACUGUACAAAGCCUCUUUGGUCAAAUGGCAUUCGUGACUGUGGGCUCCCAAAUCUUGUCCAGUGGCCAAGCCGCAACAGGGAAGAUCAUCUUCGGUGUGCAAGUAAGGCCAGUGCUGCUACUUGUCUCACAAAGAAGAAGCAGGUUGAGAAGUUUUCUGGCUAUCGUUACACAGCCCUUCUGGAGUUGCCUUACUUUGAACCCUCCAGAAUGAGCGCAAUUGACCCAAUGCACAAUCUCUUUCUUGGGACAGCCAAGAAAUUGUUUGGUCACUGGGUCGAGAAAGAGAUCUUAUCUUCAGGGAAUCUCUCAGAGAUAAGCUCCAAAAUUCAGUCAAUCAAUGUAACCUCAGAGGUCGGUCGUAUUCCCACUAACAUAGCUACAAACUAUGGACAAAUGACUGCAAAGGAAUGGAAGAAUUGGGUACUUGUAUAUUCCCUCAUUUGUCUGAAGGGCCUCUUGCCAGUGAACCAUCUUCGCGCAUGGCAGACAUUUGUUCUGGCAUGCAGACACUACUGUCAACCUUGCAUUAGCAAUAUCAAUAUAGGUAUUGCUGGAAGGCUUAUGGUAAAAUUCUGCAACCAAGUGUCAGAGCUGUAUGGUGCUCAUUUUCUGACACCCAACAUGCAUUUACACUGCCAUUUGGAAGAGUCUGUUCGUAGCUUUGGUAGUAUUUAUGGUUUCUGGCUAUUUAGCUUUGAGCGAUACAAUGGAAUACUAUCUGACUUCUCAACAAACAAAAGGUGUGUAGAGGACCAGCUGAUGAGAAAGUUUCUCAUGUAUUCUGUCUCACAUGUUGAUGUUGAUCCAGAAUUUUCACCCCUGUUAGAGAAACUUUUGGAUGUUUCAUCAAAAGCUGAAGUCUUAGUCUCAUCACCAGAGGUUACAUUAGCAUCAACAAUGUCAGUACGUGAAGUUUCCUCCAGUGUUUGGAGUGACAUGUCACUUAUCACUCUCAAAGAUCGAAACACUUCAUUCCAUAAUCUUGGCAAAGAGCAUCUUGACAAUUUAUGCAAGGUGUAUUCUUUCAUGUACAGCAAAUCCGUUCAUUUGGGCAUGCUGUCAUGUAUGUACAGCAGACGCACAUCAUUGUCUUGGAACAAUGAAUCUCUUGGCUGUGAGACGAACAACCGUUCUCUUCGGAACAGCCUCAUCUAUGCGUCAUAGGCAGACAGUCACUCAUGUUUGUCAAAUGUAUUGUCUCCUCGCCCAGCAAGGGUGAAGUACUUCAUACUUCACAACCUUGAAUUACAUCCAGGUCAGACAGUUCAACAUGUGUUUGCAUUUGUUGAAUGGUUCAAAGUUUCUGCAAAUGACUUAGGCUAUCUAAACCCAGUCACUGUUUGGUCAGCCAAAUGUCAGAACGAUGGGCCUGCCUGUGCAACGCAUUCAGGGUAAAUGUGCUUGGCAUAUGGAAGUGCAGAAUUGUCAGAGAUUCAUUGUUACUUGUCCAGUGCCCAAAUCAUUCUACUUGUAGAUGCAUGCCUCCCAAAUAUCCACAUCAGUGUGACUAGUCUUGGUGGUUUACACCGACACUCUACAAAUCUGAAUAAAAAAUGCCAUGUCAGUGUGACUAGUCUGGGUGGUUUACACCGACACUGUACAAACCUGAAUGAAUAAUGCCACAGCAGUGUGACUAGUCUGGGUGGUUUACACCGACACUGUACAAACCUGAAUGAAUAAUGCCACAGCAGUGUGACUAGUCUGGGUGGUUUACACCGACACUGUACAAAUCUGAAUGAAUAAUGCCACAGCAGUGUGACUAGUCUGGGUGGUUUACACCGACACUGUACAAAUCUGAAUGAAUAAUGCCACAGCAGUGUGACUAGUCUGGGUGGUUUACACCGACACUGUACAAAUCUGAAUGAAUAAUGCCACAUCAGUGUGACUAGUCUGGGUGGUUUACACCGACACUGUACAAAUCUGAAUGAAUAAUGCCACAUCAGUGUGACUAGUCUGGGUGGAAUAUAAACCCACAAUUGAUGAAUUCUAAAAGAAUAGUGUCAUGUUACUGUGACAUAACAUUGAGUGAUGUCGACUUGAGAUAAACACAAAUAUUAUUAAUUUUAGUGUAUCUGUGGAUAAAACCUUUCAUGGUAGCAUUGUCUAAUUAUUGUAUUGAAGCCAAUUUUGAACAAACUGAAACCUGUUUCUUGUGAGGCCAGCAGUGUUCAUUGAUAUAUUAUUUGAGAAGACUUUUCGAAAUAACAGGAUCGAUGAGUUCACAGAAAUGUCAGCGUGUAAGUCAGUGAGAGAAGAUGAUUAAUUACUUGAUGUGUUUGCGCAUCUUCUUGUGAUCUUUGAUAUGUAUCUGAAUGACUUAUGCCACAGAAGUGUGACAAUGUCUGGGUGAUUUACAUGGACACUGACACAUGUAUAUCUGUUAGAGAAUGAUGUUGAGUAAUUACUCUAUGUGCCUCUUCUUGUGGUCUGUGAUAUGUAAAUAUGAAACAUUAUGCUUAUUUGUUGUCGAUCAAUAAAUGUAUUUUUUAUCUUA